Molecule: messenger RNA, 2469 nt
Organism: Catharus ustulatus (Swainson's thrush)
Lineage: Eukaryota; Metazoa; Chordata; Aves; Passeriformes; Turdidae
Gene: LRRC31
Product: leucine rich repeat containing 31
Exons: 10
Coding region: 352-2097 (581 amino acids)
Molecular function (GO): protein binding
Source: RefSeq, a predicted model, not a curated record
UUGGGAGCAGUAGCGAAGAUUUUGCUGCCACUUCCUGAUUUCUACCUUGAGAUCGGAUCUAAGCUGGGACAUGAUCGGGGCAUUUAAAUGGAAUUCUCAGCCUCAAGAACGUCAGACUUUGGGAUAGGGUACAGAGGAAUAGAGGCAUCAGGAAAGAAGCCACAAACUUGUGCAGAGCUGCUGCUGCCAAACUGAUGAAGACAGAAACUUGUAAGAGAAAACAGCACGGGAAGUUCCUGUUAAGGAAAGGAAUGAGGUUUUGUUUGCAUGUCAUUCAUGGCUCACCUGUCCCACAAACCCUGAAAGUGCUGUAAAAACUGAAAAGCGUAAAAGGGAUCCUCAGGUGUACCCAUGGAAAAGACAGAUGACCAGAACUGCCAGGAUAGACAUGAAGAAGACAACCCAAAGAGUUCCCCAUUUGACUUUGUUAUAAAACAGUUCCAAGGAAAGAAGUGUGCUCCUGAAGAAAGGAAAGAGCAGCCCUCAGCUAUCAAACAAUUCUUCAAAGGCUUUGACUUUGGGAACUCUGAAGGCAAGGACAGAAGGGAAAUCAAAGAAACAGAAACAAACAAUGCUGGAACUGAUGAUCAGAGUGAAAAGCAAGAUCUCUCUGUAGAAGAUGGACUUUCACAUCUCACUUCUGAAGCAGAGACACCAUCUGGUGAGCAGAGAUUUAACCAGUUCAUGGAGAAACUGGGAAAGAAACCCAACAGCAAGAAUCUGGAUCUAAAUAAUUGUGCACUAAGUGCAGCAGAUAUAGAAGAGCUGGCUUCUUUACUGCCAUUUCUCCCAGAACUGGAAGAAAUCAGCCUGUCCUGGAAUGGUUGUGUUGGAGGGACUUUGAAAGCUCUCACUGUUCAUCUUCAUCAUGUGAACCUGUUAAAAGUCCUGCGACUUAACAACUGCAGGCUGACAGCUGAGGAUGUCAUCUCCUUAGGAGAGGCAUUUGAAAUUGUUUCUCAGCUUGAAGAACUGGACUUAUCAUGGAACAGUAACAUAGGUGGAAAACUAUCACUGCUGACAAAAAAACUUCAGGAAGGAUGCAAAUUAAAAUGUCUGAAAAUUACGGACUGUAACCUGACUGCAAAGGAUGGAGAAUCCCUGGCUGAACUUCUAAAUGUGAUCCCAAACCUCGAAGUAUUAGAUCUCUCUAUCAACAAAAACAUUGGCUGCAGCAUGAAGGUUAUUGCUCAGGAUCUGAAAAAUGUGCCAGGCUUGAAAGAGUUAAACUUGCACAUGUGUGGAUUAAAGCAAGACGGCCUCCAGGGCUUAGACACUGCUUUACAACACCUGGCAGAGCUAAGGAAAUUAGACAUCUCGUGUAACAGAGAGAUUGGUGGUGGCUUUAAAGCCUCAACAGCUCAUUUGGCCAGCUUGAAAAAUCUGGAAGUCCUUGAUCUUCACCAGUGCUGUGUCACAGAAGAGGACAUGACUGUUUUGUCCCAGGUGAUACCUUUACUUUCCAAUCUUCAAGAGCUGAAUUUAUCCUCGAAUAAAAAUGUAGGACUCUCAUCAGAUCCUCUUCUGGGCAGGCUCAGGUUUUUACCCAAGCUGAGAUCUCUGACCAUCAGCAAUUGUGGCUUAGGUGAAGACUCCCUUUCAUCACUAGCUGAGGCUGCCCUUCACCUUCCUGAACUGGAGAUAUUAGACCUUUCUUGGAAUAAGUGCGUUGGUGGGAACCUAAAGCUGCUUUUGGGAGCACUAAAGCUUGCAACGGAGAUUCAAGUGUUUAGACUGAGCAGCUGUAACCUGGUGGCUGAAGAUUUGGCACUUCUAACAUCCCUGAGGCAAGAUGGCCAUUUAGCCAGGUUGCAGAAGCUGGAUUUGAGUUAUAAUAACAACAUCUCUGAUGAAGGCUGGGCUGUUUUCUGCCAAGGUUUAGGAGCAUUCAAGGAACUCUCCGAGCUGGAUGUGAGCCUCCGGCCGUCGUCCUGCCGGGACUGUGGGCCAUGGUUCAGGGAGCUGUUGGCAGCACUGACACAGCUGCCAGCCUUGGCAGAGCUGGGCAUGCAGAGAUGGGGCCUUUCAGAGCCCCAGAGGAAGCAAAUGGAAAGCUUUAAUCAAGACAACAAAAGAAACAUUCGUUUUGACUGUUGAUGAAGGUUGGAGGUGUUGGGAAGGCCUUUUGGGAGCAGCACACGAUUCAAGCAUUAUGUGUCUCUGACUUAGAAGACUGCAGUUUUUAAUAAUCUCUGAAAUAGUUUCACAGUUAUAAAAGACUGUUAUUUGACAUUCUGCACCAUAGAUCAUUCCAUUUAAUAACAUUCUUUCAGAUUCUCUGGGUCAUACUUACUCUACUUAAUUUUCAUGUUGUGAAUACAGUGCCAAGGCCACUGUGCAGAGAGCAGUGCUGGAAUCCGAGGGACACACUGCAGGUUUGGCCAUGGAAGGAAAGGCUGGGGUUUGUGUUAAUGAAGGUGGGUGGGCAGAGGGAAUGUGGCCUCAGAAAAACACCUCUAAUGUGAAAAU